AUGAUUUCCGUCGGUUCAGUCUGGCGUGUGUGUCGACUUCCUCACCUGGUGGUUGCUCCGGACGAAGGUCCACUGGUUUUACAGCCAUCAACCAUGCCGUCGAUAGCUGUUGAAACAAUGAUUCCUGAGAAGCUACAAUCGUCUUCAAUACAUUCUAGUUCGGCUCCUAUUUGUAAUAUUUCCGUCGAUCCGCGACUUUAUAAAGGAAGCAUUUUUGCUGCUCGUCGCCAAGCGGCAGAGGUGGCUCGACGUGCUCAACAGGAACAGCAGAAUGAAGCAAAAUACAGAGUUGACGUGAUUCGAAGCCGUUUAGAACAAUCACUUCCUUUGCUUAACUCGUCACAUCAACAUCCUGCUCAUACACGAAGCUCUCGUAAUUCGAAAGGCAACACAAGCAACGGAAUUCCAUUAAGUACUGGAGCUCCCGUAUUUGGUCGGCGUUCAUUUCUUCCACCUGCUGUCUCCAUUGAUAAAGGAUUUCGAGCUCGUAAUCUGCCGCAGCUCAAACGAGCAGAUAACAAUCGAAUCAAGCAAGUUCGCAUCAAGGAUUCGCCGUCUUCCGUUCUUCCGACUCCGCCACCUUCGGCACGCAUACAAUACCUUAUAGUUGAUAGCUCAGUUCAAACGGAAGAUACUUCUGAAGUGGAAAUAACCAUCUUAGCUAAGCAGCUUGUCUCAACAGCAAUCUUACAAGCCAAAGAGAAUUUGUUUGCUGAACAACGGAUAGAAGAGUUCAAAAUAAAAGCCAAUGACGCUAUGUUACAACUUCAAUCAGAGCGUCAACAGAAAGCUGAAGAGGAACGUAAACUUCAGGAAAAACUUGAACAAAAGGAGAAAGAGCUUGAACAACAAGCAAUACGUGCACAACAAGCAAUUAUGAGCAAAGAAUUAGCUAUGAAAACUUGCAAAGAAGUGACAAGCUCGUCGUUGUCCAAAUUAGAGAAGUUACAACGAAAGAAUCCAAAGACUAGAUCCAUAGCCAUAGAGACACGUCUGAUGAAUAGAUCUCAACAGAAAAUGGAUUUGAUGACAAUAGAAUUGGAAAAAGACUUUUUCCCAUGGUUAUUCGCUCAGGCAGAACAGAUCUCAAAUCAGCAGAUAGCUGCUAGCCGAUUAGAAGAUGUUGUCCUGAGGAAGGAGAAAACGAAAUCAUCGAAUGUAUUUUAA
This is a messenger RNA of Auanema sp. JU1783, 1167 nucleotides long. NCBI's taxonomy places the organism in Eukaryota, Metazoa, Nematoda, Chromadorea, Rhabditida, Rhabditidae. The record is from the annotation of a GenBank genome assembly.